AUGAAGCUCACAACCUCUACCCUCCUUUCCCUCGCCACCGCGGCGCUCGCCGCCCCCAACCCAACCCACACAACCCCCCUAAAGCCUCGUCAGGCCUCUCACGGCUGCCCCUCGGCCGUCACGCUCGACGCCAAAACCAACGUCUUCCGGCAGUACACGCUGCACGCGAACAACUUCUACCGCAGCGAGGUGGAGGCGGCGGCCGCACAGAUCUCGGACCCGACGCUGGCAGCCAAGGCGCUGAAGGUCGCCGACGUGGGGAGCUUCCUGUGGAUCGACACGAUCGCGAACAUCAAGCGGUUCGAGGAUAACCUUGUUGACGUGCCGUGCGAUCAUAUCUUUGGCGCGGUCGUUUAUAACUUGCCGGGGAGAGACUGUGCUGCCAAGGCGUCGAACGGCGAGCUGAGGACGGGCGAGAUUAAUCGGUAUAAGUAUGACUAUAUCGAUAAAAUCGCCGAGAUCAUCAAGAAGCACAGCAACGUGGCCUUCGCGCUGGUCAUCGAGCCCGACUCGCUGCCGAACUUGGUGACCAACAGCGACGUGCAAAAGUGCCGCGACGCGGCGCGCGAGUACCGCGAGGGCGUCGCCUACGCCCUGCGCACUCUCAAUCUGCCCAACGUCGUCAUGUACAUUGACGCCGGCCACGGCGGCUGGCUCGGUUGGGACAGCAACCUGCGCCCGGGCGCCGAGGAGCUGGCUAGCGUGUACAGGUCCGCCGGCAGCCCCAGCCAGGUCCGCGGUAUUGCCACUAACGUGGCUGGGUGGAAUGCUUGGGAUCUCACCCCCGGCGAGUUCUCGCGCGCUUCCGACGCCCAGUGGAACCAGUGCCAGAACGAGAAGACGUACGUCGAGGUCUUCGGCCGCUACCUGCGCGACGCGGGCAUGCCCAACCACGCCAUCGUCGACACCGGCCGCAACGGCGUGCAGGGCCUCCGCAAGGAGUGGGGCAAUUGGUGCAACAUCAACGGCGCCGGCUUCGGCCAGCGUUUCACGACCAACACGGGCUCCGAGCUGUGCGACGCCUUCGUGUGGGUCAAGCCGGGCGGCGAGUCGGACGGUACCAGCGAUCCGUCGGCCGAGCGCUACGACAGCUUCUGCGGCAAGGAGGAGAGCUUCAAGCCUUCGCCGGAGGCUGGCCAGUGGAACCAGGCCUACUUUGAGAUGCUGCUGCGGAAUGCCAACCCUCCGUUCUAA
Molecule: messenger RNA, 1194 nt
Organism: Thermochaetoides thermophila DSM 1495
Lineage: Eukaryota; Fungi; Ascomycota; Sordariomycetes; Sordariales; Chaetomiaceae
Exons: 4
Coding region: 1-1194 (397 amino acids)
Biological process (GO): cellulose catabolic process
Molecular function (GO): hydrolase activity, hydrolyzing O-glycosyl compounds
Source: RefSeq, a predicted model, not a curated record